AUGUAUUUUGUAAAGUACGGUGUCAACCAUGGUUUGAAUUCUGAACGAUUCGUUUGUGUCGCGAGUCUGCAUUGUAACGUCGUGAAGCGUGUUUGCAGGUUCGGUAGUCACUCGAUUUCCGAAAUCAAUGAGAUUAAAACUGGGGGAAAAAGAGAUAAGGAAAAAGAAGAGAUAACCAGGAAUGAAGAAAUCGAUAAAGCUCUCAAAGAAGACUUUGAAGAUUAUGUAGAGUUAUUUAAGGAUAUGCACUUUAAAGUAAAGAAGUUCUCCGGUGAAAUGAAUUUUUCAACAGUAGGAGAGAACCUGGAGACGGUAUUGAAAGAGAUAAAACCGGUAGAAGCAUCGGAGAAGAUGGAAAAAGAAGAAACCAACCACAGUUGCUUUAUAUGUAUGUUUAUUGGCCACGGGCGUGCUGGAUUCAUUAAAACAACAGAUGGCAAACUUAAUAUACAAGAUGACAUUCUUGACAAGUUUAUGAGUCAUAAAUGCUUGGAAAAGAAACCGAAGUUAUUUAUAUUUCAGGCAUGUAGAGGUGCAAAGGAAAACAAAGUAUCCAAAUCUUCUCAAUAUGCCCUUUGCGGUGGAGAGAUAAAACCAGAUGGUUCAAAUACGCUGAUUUGCUAUGCCGCGUGGAAUGGUUGUGUAUCUUACGCUGUGUCUUCAGAUGGUCAUGGUACUCAAUAUCUCCAGGACUUGCACAAAGCGUUACGAAUGUAUACAAAACCAAAUAACCCGCGCAAUGUCAUCGACAUCUUGACCGUUGUGAAUAGAAAAGUGAGCAACACUCUUCUUCCCGAUACUUUGGUGGAAGCUGGCGAUAGUCAGCGGAAAAGAGUGAAGACUUUCGACCCGAAGGAAACUUCUACACCACCAACUACUGGAUUUGCAGGGAAAUCCAAAUCAGAAAAGGUUUAUCAUUAUUACCAAGUGCCCUCCUUCGAAUCAUCUUUGAUAAAAAAAUUGUUUCUGAAGAUUCCUGUGAAUAAACUCGUCCAGCCACCAGCCCCCCAGCCAGCAUCAGCAGAUGCUGAUGCACAAUAAUAACCGAUGUUAUUCACUUUUUUUGUCCCAUUUGAUUUUAACAGAGAAUACAAAAUAUAUAGGUGGCCCAGCGUCGCUAAAAAUACAGUGUCCCAUCUUACCCCACAGAACUAUAUGCUGUAUACUUUAUUUGAAAUCAAGCUGUAUAUUAUAAACAUUGAAUAGCGUACGUAAUAUUAUUAAUUGUUAUCGUUUGUAGAAAUGUAGCAGAUAUAAUAGAAUACCCAUAUAAUUCCAAUGUCACGUGUAUCCGGCCGUCGGCCAUUAUUAUCAUUUUCUUGUGUAGACCAAAUGUUUUCAUAACUGUUUGUGUUUAUAUAGGAAACCACGAAAAUACACCAGAAUAUAACUAUCCAGUA
This is a messenger RNA of Ciona intestinalis (vase tunicate), 1400 nucleotides long. The record is from RefSeq and is a predicted model, not a curated record. Lineage: Eukaryota; Metazoa; Chordata; Ascidiacea; Phlebobranchia; Cionidae.